ACCCGUCUGGUCGAGGCCUACGGUGGUGCAAGGGUGGGAAGGCAGACAAGUUUUUCCGCAUUCUUGUAAUCGGACUGAUGCUAGGGUCAGGAGCCAUGGUGCUCCAUUUGGUGCCCAGGUGGUCUGCAAGGUUCUUCUGGGCAUCUCCAGGAUGGAGGAGGACCUAUGCUCAGGGAGCUUCAUUCGGGUUAAAGUGGCUGGGUCACUCUCUGGGUAUAAAUGGCCCUUUGGCUUGCAGAGGGUACUCUUUGGUCUCUGGCAGCUCUGAGGUGAUGUUGACCUCUGAGCGAUACCCUGUGCAACGGCUGCCAUUUUCUACUGUGUCUGAGGAGGACCUGGCUGCGUUUGAAUGCAUCAUACCUGGCAGAGUUAUCACAGAUCCAGAGCAACUGCAGGCAUGCAAUGUGGACUGGCUGAGGACCGUCCGGGGCUGUAGUAAGGUGUUGCUGAGGCCCCAGACCUCAGAGGAAGUGUCCCAGAUUCUUAGGUAUUGCUAUAAGAGGAACUUGGCUGUGAACCCACAGGGUGGGAACACUGGCAUGGUGGGGGGCAGUGUUCCCGUCUUUGACGAAGUCAUCCUGUCCACUGCCCUCAUGAAUCAAGUCAUCAGCUUUCAUGACAUAUCUGGGAUUCUGGUCUGCCAGGCAGGCUGUGUGCUGGAGGAGCUGAGCCGCUAUGUGCAGGAACGGGACUUCAUCAUGCCAUUGGACUUAGGAGCGAAGGGCAGCUGCCACAUCGGGGGCAAUGUGGCAACCAAUGCUGGUGGUCUGCGGUUUCUGCGAUAUGGCUCGCUUCGAGGGACUGUCCUGGGCCUGGAAGUGGUACUUGCUGAUGGAACCAUCCUGAACUGCCUGACCUCCCUGAGGAAGGACAACACAGGCUAUGACCUGAAGCAGCUGUUCAUCGGGUCAGAGGGCACCCUGGGAAUCAUCACUGCCGUGUCCAUCUUGUGCCCACCCAGGCCCAAGGCUGUGAAUGUGGCUUUCCUCGGCUGCCCUGGGUUCACUGAGGUUCUGAAGACCUUCAGUACCUGCAAGGGGAUGCUGGGCGAGAUCCUGUCUGCGUUUGAGUUCAUGGAUUCGGAAUGCAUGCAGUUGGUUGGACAGCACCUCCACCUGACCAGCCCAGUACAAGAGAGUCCAUUCUAUGUCCUGGUGGAGACCUCGGGCUCCAGUGCAGAGCAUGAUGCCGAGAAGCUGACCAGCGUCCUGGACCAUGUGCUGAACUCCGGCCUGGUGAGCGAUGGCACUAUGGCCAGCGACCAGAGGAAAGUCCAGACAUUGUGGGCCCUUCGGGAGAGGAUCACAGAGGCUCUCAGUCGUGACGGCUAUGUGUUCAAGUAUGACAUAUCCCUCCCCGUGGAGCGUCUCUAUGACCUCGUGAUGGAUGUUCGGAACCGCCUUGGCCCUUGUGCCAAGCAUGUAGUGGGAUAUGGUCACUUGGGGGAUGGCAACCUUCACCUGAAUGUGACAGCAGAGGCCUUUAGCCAGGAUUUGCUUGGCGCCUUGGAGCCCUAUGUGUAUGCCUGGACAGCGGAACAGCGGGGCAGCGUCAGUGCUGAGCACGGCCUAGGCUUCAAGAAGAAAAACGUACUGGGCUAUAGCAAGCCACCUGUGGCUGUGGAUCUUAUGCAACAGCUCAAGGCCCUGCUGGACCCCAAAGGCAUCCUGAACCCCUAUAAGACUCUGCCUGCUCAGGCCUAACUGGAGGUUUUCAACUUGUUGCUGCAAGAUGCCAGGAUCUUGGGCAUGCAGGGUUGGUGGGCCUGGAGGCCUCCCAGCUGGUGGCACCUGCUGUAGACCAGGUUACUGGUCUGUUGGCCAGCAAGGAGUCAGCUCUGAGCACCCUCUGGGCUCGCCUGCCUUUCUGUGGGUGAGCAGAGCAGAUCAAGCUGUCUGCCCCUUCUCUGGUCUCUUGCCAGCUCCUUGUGGGCAGAGGAAGUGGGUGGGCAGUCGCCCUACUUCCAGACAGGCUAAGCCCUGACCGAUCUGCAGUGACCUGUGGAGACCUGCUUUGUUGCAGCUCUGGGAAGAGUGCCAUGUGGUCUUGUCACUAGAUGGUUAGCCGUGUGGUUCAUACCCUGUGAGGGCUGCAGCAGAGUUGUCCAGAUCAGCUACCAUGACGACCCAGAGCACCACAAGUCAUUCACAUGGGGCUGAAUGGAAUCUGCUGUCAUACCAAGCAGGUCUUGGAUUGGUAACAAUGGUCCACCUGACCAGAGCAUUCCCUUGUUUUGUUUUUGUUUGUUUGUUUUGAUUUACAUUUUUGUUUGUGUGGUUUUUUUCAGACAGGGUCUUUCUACAUAGCCCUGGCUAUCCUGGAACUUAAUAUGUAGACCAGAUUGACUUUUAACUCACAGUGUUCCUAUGGCCUCUACCUUCAACUCUUCCUCCUGAGUGCUAGGAUUUAGUCAGGUAGCACCACACCCAGAUUACUUGGUUGUUGAAGACCUGUCUGGGUUGGUAAGGAGGCGUGGUUGGCUGCGAUUACCUGCAGAGUUUGACCUUUCUGGUUAUGAGACAGUCCCCCCAACCGAAGUGAUAGAGGCAACUCUCAGUUACAGGCCUAUCGGAUGGUCUACAUGCUGCCCUCUAGGACUUGGCCAGUCCCAUGACGUGGGGUCCUGGCAGUCUGGGAAGCUGAACACACUUACCUUAUUAUUAUUAUUUGCUGUCACCAGUUUUCAGAAAAAUUCUGAAUUACAACCUGCUGAUGCUGCUAGAAAAUUAUUUGCAUGACGUUGAUUGUGAAUUCACACAAAGUUGCGGCUCAAUACAUCCCUCCACACACUGAG
This is a messenger RNA of Psammomys obesus (fat sand rat), 2794 nucleotides long. It is a transcript of the gene D2hgdh, whose product is annotated as D-2-hydroxyglutarate dehydrogenase. Bases 78 to 1703 code for a protein of 541 amino acids. The record is from RefSeq and is a predicted model, not a curated record. Gene Ontology annotation, molecular function: FAD binding; catalytic activity. The transcript is spliced from 10 exons. Gene Ontology annotation, cellular component: mitochondrion. NCBI's taxonomy places the organism in Eukaryota, Metazoa, Chordata, Mammalia, Rodentia, Muridae.